Molecule: messenger RNA, 3106 nt
Organism: Macrosteles quadrilineatus (aster leafhopper)
Lineage: Eukaryota; Metazoa; Arthropoda; Insecta; Hemiptera; Cicadellidae
Exons: 11
Coding region: 80-1489 (469 amino acids)
Biological process (GO): transmembrane transport; heme export
Cellular component (GO): membrane
Molecular function (GO): heme transmembrane transporter activity; heme binding
Source: RefSeq, a predicted model, not a curated record
GUGUGUGUUCGUGAAUGCGCGUGUGUGUGGGAUUACCAAACUGGCGGCACCGACACAGCUGGCAAGGGCCGACGAGGAGAUGACGUCAGCAGAGCAAGCCCUCAAGGGGGCGCCAGGUACGAUCCCAAACUACGGCGCUGUAGAACAUGACCCCCUCCUGCCCGUGAUGGGGGAGCACUGUCGCGUAUACAGAAGGCGAUGGCUUGUGCUGACUCUAUUUGCUCUAUGUUCCUGCGCCAAUGCAGCCCACUGGAUCCAGUAUUCCAUCAUAGCCAAUGUGUGUAUGUACUAUUAUGAUGUCAGCGCCAUCUAUAUCAACUGGACGUCUAUGAUAUUCAUGGCUGUCUACAUACCAUUGGUCUUCCCUGCUUCGUGGAUUUUGGAGAGAAAGGGUUUGAGAGUUGCAGUGAUCCUAGGAGCCCUUCUUAUGUGUGUUGGUGCUUGGAUAAAGGUGUUUUCUGCUCAGCCUGACAGAUUUGCCUUGACGUUCCUGGGCCAGACUAUGGUAGGAGUGGCUCAGAUGUUCACGUUAGGAGUGCCUUCUAGACUGGCGGCUGUGUGGUUCCCGGCACACCAAGUAUCUACAGCCUGUGCCAUCGGCGUAUUUGGUAACCAGCUAGGGAUUGCCAUUGGGUUUCUGGUGCCGCCUGCAAUAGUGGACGAUGUGAAAGACAAGUUCUUGAUCGGAGAACAACUUCAACUGCUGUACUUUGGUAUGGCUCUGGCCCCCACCAUUGUACUAAUCCUGAUUGUCUUAUUGUUUGAAGCCCAACCACCAAUUCCUCCCAGUGUUGCUCAGCUGAUUUCUCGCAAGAAAGAGAGAGAAGGCAAAGACACAAACUAUCUCACCUCUGUCAAACAAGUGAUUGGCAACUCAGACUUUUCCUUGCUUCUGGUCAGCUUUGGAUUCAACAUCGGUGUGUUCUACGCGUACUCCACCUUGCUUAACCAACAGCUGGAAGGACUACCUUGGGGAUUCGAGAACGCAGGCAGAGUCGGUCUCACACUUAUCCUCGGAGGAAUGGUCGGCUCAGUUGUCUGGGGCAUGGUGCUGGACAAGACUCACAUGUACAAAGAGACUACAGUUGGUAUAUACAUCAUGGCUGUGAUUGGAAUGUUGGGAUACACGUUUGCUCUGCAUUCUGAACGCUUAGCUCUAGUCUACUUCACAUCAGCUUUCCUUGGGUUCUUCAUGAACGGCUACCUAACGGUCGGUUAUGAGUUUGGAGCAGAGUUGACGUUCCCUCACGCGGAGACAACGUCGUCAGGUCUACUCAACGCAGUAGGGGAGCUGUUUGGAGUAGCAGCUGUACUUGUGGCGGGGGUCGUGCUAGAGACUUACGGCCCAACUGCUACCAACCUCGCACUCACAGCUGUGCUGGCAGGGGGGUUGGUCACCCUGGCUCCUAUAUCUAGAGACAGGUUGCAAAGAUUGGCAGCAAGUAGAGUUCACCCCGAGGACAGCACAAUGAAUGAUUUUCAAAUCUAACUAAAAUGUUCUUAGGGGUUUUAUAAAUUAACAUAGUUUCUGUACAUUUUAUAGAACGUUGAUUAAAUAAUUUGUUAAGUUUUGUAGAAUUUAUAAUCGUUACAUUGCAUAUGAUUUUUAGAUGCUAAGUUUUUACAAAGGUCAGGUUUUUGUGAUAAGAUGACAAAUAAUUGAAGACAGAAAGUGAUAAGAUAGGUAUCGCAGGGGUGUGCGAAGCAGCAAAAACUUUAGAUUUGAAGCAAAGAUUCGAUUCAAAAGAUUUUCAAUUAGAAUCGAUGCAACUUGAUUCGAAGCAAUACAGAAUUUUCUAUUCAUACUUGUCUAUGGAGAGAAAUAACAAUACUGUAGUCUAAUUCAAAUUUACCACAUUUGUGUAAUGCAAAUUUUUGUUGAUGUGGUACUUGCCUAUUUCAUAAUUUUUACUUGCAGAAUCAUAUUGUUAAGCUUGUUACUUAUUUUAUAAUAUUGAUUUAACAAAUAAAGAUAUGUUUUGAUGUGUACAAAAAUACCAAAUUUAUCAGUCUAAAACAUCAAUCUUGCUAGUUAAGUAUCAAGUAAAAAAUGUUUAGACUUGUGUUAUUUUUAGAAUGAUUUUGGAGUGACUUGUUUUGGCAAUGUUUACAGAAGUAAAACAUGUCUCACACUGCUUACACCUAACAAAACCUCUCAUCAUUUGCAAUGUCAAAACAAAAAGUUAUAAAACAAUUAAAGCAAUACUGUAUUUACAAGCAAAGAAUUCAUUAAAUAAGAACACCUUCGCAAAGGAAACACAACAACGCUCUGCUGUAUUGCGGGUAUUGCAUUGGUUUUCUAUAGGCGUUUUUCGUAUAUGGACACUGACUCCCUCAUGAAUUGGAUCGUUUUUUGAUCACCGCUGAACCGAAUCGCGAUUCGAUGCAUAAAAUCAAAUAGGAAUUUACAUGUGUUUUCGAUGCAUCGCACAUCCUUUGAUCUUUUAAGAUACUUAAGGACAUUAUUAUGGUUAGAUACAUUUUAUGUAAAUAAUAGGUAUGAAAAAAGAGUUUGCAUGCUAGGGAUAGAUCAAGUGUAGGCAUACAGUACAGUACUUUUGUUUAGUUUUCAAUAAUCUUCACCUUGAAUUUGCAAACUAAUUUUUACCUCAUCUUUGACAUAAGCUUACUAAAGUUUUUAAGAACCAAUCAAGUAUAUACUUCUGUAUAUAGGUAAUUUUAACACCUAAAUAAAUAGUUGCAUUUUAUACUUUGUAUUAUAAAUAAUAUUAGCAGUAUUUUAUUAAUUAGCUAUAGAACCAAUAUUGUAAUAAGUAGGCUACGUUAUGAAACUAUUGUGAUAAAUAUAUCAGUAAGGACUUUAAUGUAAUUUUAAAACAUAUUAAAUAAGACUAUAUAAAUAAUAAAGCUAUUUUGUAUUUCAGCCAAGGUUUGCUGUAAGUAAUUAUGUGUGAUUGUGUUAUCAAUAGGAUUAAAAUUUUAAUUUAUUGAAUGUUUUGUAUAUUUCCAUAGUGCAGUGUAUAUUUGUUGACAUUUAUGGUAUUAGCUACCAUAUUUUUGAUUGUAAUUUUACAUAAUUUAUUGCUAUGUUACUUUUAAACAAAAAAAUUGUUAUUAAGUAAAUAAAAUCUUGAUCGUCCGAUAA